AUGGAGUCUGCCGAAGCGGCUCCUGAGGCAUCCAGGUCUCAAUCUGACGAGACCUCGCACUCCAAGGAGAGAGGUGAUGAGGAUCCGGCAUCGAAGAAGGCGGCGAUCAGAAAAAGGACCAAGACCGGUUGUCUUACUUGCCGGAAGCGUCGGAUCAAAUGUGAUGAAGCAAGGCCGACCUGCGCCAACUGUAUAAAGUCGAAGAGGCAGUGCGAAGGCUACAAUCAGCGGGUGAUAUUCAAAGACCCGUUGGGCGCUUUCUCCCCUUUUGGCCCACUGGUCUACCCGCAGCCAUCUCCCCAAGCCCUCGUCAGGGAGCAACAGUUAUCGGCAGCUCAGCAGAAAUCGGCAUCCCAAACGCUACCGAUUAUUGCACCGAAACCGCCGCCACCUGGGUAUAUUCCAGGGGCCGUAGCAUCCUAUAGCCCUCCGUUCCACGGUGAAGGCGCCCACGGCCCAUCACCGCCGUUAGACUAUGAUCCCAACUUGUUCGGGGUUCCACCGGCGUCAACGUCAUCCAAGUUUACCUUCUUUCCUCCAGAAACCGUCGAUGGGUACUCACAGAGCCAAUGGAAGCAGAUCCAGCAGCCGGAGGAGCCCCAGCUCGACCUAAAUCACAUGCCACCUCAAGCCGCCGUUGAGUUUCUGUCGGAUGGACCCGCAACACAACCAGACCACGAUCAGGCAUUUGAAGUGGUUAAAGGUAAAGCUCCAGAAGGUGGUAACGUGCAGCUACACCCGGAACCUGAACCGAGGCAAUGGGUAUCCUCACUAUACGAUGAUGAUGCCGAAAUGGGCGACUCGGAUGAUGACGAUAAUGGCGUACUUGCGAAGACGCGCGAAGUUGAGCUGGGCUUGAUUGUUUCUCAGAGACUCCAAGACCGCUACGAUGCUACUGGGCUCCAGCCAAGAACUUUUGCAUACCAUUCUGACCACACACUUGCAACGUACGAACCAGGACCAGCAAACUCCCCUUUGAAUGACAAGCAGAUCGCAUCUGUAUUCUGGCACUUUGUCAAUGUCACUGCACCAUCGAUCUCCAUGUACGAGAGACAUCCUUUCGAUGGCACAUCUUACUUUCACGGACCGCAAGUGAAAUCGCGCCAACACAUCUGGACUUUUACAAUUCCCAUUCUCUCAUUGAGUCAUCCUGCCUUAUUGCAAGCUAUCUUGGCUAUAGGCAGCCUACAGAUCGCCAAAUUAGAACAAGUUCCGCCCACAGCUUCACUUAAACAUUAUCAUCUCUCAUUACGACGGAUAGCUCGGAAUGUCGGACGUCCAUCCAAGAAGACGCAGCCGUCGAACCUUGCAGCCAUCCUGUUGCUUGCUUUCUACGAAGUAUGGAACUCAGAUCAUGGCAAGUGGUGCAAACAUCUCCUUGGUGGUCGUUGGAUCAUCAAAGACAUCCCCUUUCCAGAGAUGACACGGUCAAUGAUGGACAUAAAGCGCCGCUUGCGAAAAAAGAAGGAGGAGGCAAUACUACAGCAACAGCAACAGCAGCGGCAGCAAAUGCAAUUCGACGAUUUCGGACCCAUGAGUGCGUUUGGAGUGUACGACCACCUAGAACCACAGCCCGACCCCUUGCAGGGCGAACGAGACCCGCUGUAUAGCGACUGGGAUUGUAUAGAUGUCUCACUUUUGAACACUAUCACGGGCAGGCGCAUCACGUACGACGAGUUGGGCUUGGUGCCAAAGGAGCAUAGCGCCUACCCUAGAGUCAGGGGUGAGGUCACGGACAAGGACAUUGACACAUACGAGACUAUGAGUGAUUUAUACUGGUGGUAUUGUAAACAAGAUGUUUAUCAGAGCAUUCUUGGAGGCACAAAGCUCUUCCUGGAAUAUGACCGAUGGACUCAAUGCCCACCUCGCGCACCAAUGGGGCGAUCGGAUGCCAUCUACGGAACAUACGAUCAUCUGAUAUUACUUCUCGGGCGUUUGUCGAAUUUCCAGGCUCGCGACUUGAGCCGCAAACGCCGAGUGCUCCGUGCAAAGGGCACCUUUGGUCCCAAUGGCGCCCCUCCUGGCACUUUCCCGGGCAUGAUGCCGGCCUCGAACCGGGUGCCCAUGCCUAGGGGCUUCAGCCCGCCACGGGAUGAAGGAUCCUCGCCACAGUCCGACAGCUCCGAGGAACAGGAACUGGAGACACUCACGGCUGCUGCCCACCGGGAAUGGGAAGGGAUCAACAUUGCUUUCGAGGCCUUCAAGAACCACCUCGGGCCCGACUUCGAGCCGCUGGACCAGGACCUCCACCCGAUGUCCAUGUCUCCCUUCGGCCCCGCCCUGCGCUACCGUACCUACAGUAUCGCGGGCAUCUGGAUGAAUUACCUGAUGGGCAAGAUCAUCCUGCGGCGUUGCCACCCGGAGUUGCCCCCCGUGGCCAUGAUGGCUGCUCCCAUGACCGCAAGGGAGACGAUGCCCCACGCGCUAGAGCUGGCGAGGAUCGCACACGGGCUCGAGGAGCAUCUCAGCAUCAUCCAAGAAGUCAGCACAUUCAUCAGCGCUGCACUCAUCGAGAGUGCGUUCUGCUUGUUUGUGGCUGGUGUACAGUUCCAAGCCCCUCCCCAGCGCCACUGGCUCGUGCAGCACCUGCACGACAUCACGCGGCUGACGGGGUGGGAGUCGGCGCGGCAGAUCGCCGACGGGUGCGAGUCGGCCUGGUCGCGUGCGGCCGACCGCGGCCACGGCCCGGCCUACACGCGGGUGGGCGGCGAGCUGGCCAAGCGGCCGUCGGUGUCGGCGGACCACCACAAGAAGCCCGCGGUCUGGGGCAACCCGCGCCGCAUCGACCAGCGCAUCCAGGAGGUCGGCGGCGAGGACGGCCACGGCAAGCUGGUCCUCGCCCGCGAGGAGAAGGCCCACUAUGCCCUCGGCAUCAUCGGCGUCCAGGAGGACCUCGAGAGGCUGGAUCUCGAGAGCGCGGACCCCGAGGACGAGGGGGCCAAGAGGUGA
Messenger RNA from Neoarthrinium moseri, 2949 nucleotides. RefSeq lists its product as uncharacterized. Bases 1 to 2949 code for a protein of 982 amino acids. Gene Ontology annotation, cellular component: nucleus. NCBI's taxonomy places the organism in Eukaryota, Fungi, Ascomycota, Sordariomycetes, Amphisphaeriales, Apiosporaceae. The transcript has 6 exons. Gene Ontology annotation, molecular function: zinc ion binding; transcription cis-regulatory region binding; DNA-binding transcription factor activity, RNA polymerase II-specific. Gene Ontology annotation, biological process: positive regulation of transcription by RNA polymerase II. The record is from RefSeq and is a predicted model, not a curated record.